UUUUACUGAUUACAUACUAUCACAUACUAUAUUAUUUAAGCUCUGUCUAACCUCACCUGAGAACAGAUUUUGGGCUGCUGAUAUGAAACUCCUGUACUUUAUGCUUCUGCUGCAUUUUGGAUCCAGUGUUAACGGUCACUGUACAAAAUCAGAUUAUAUGAAUCAAAGCUUCGUUCUCUACAAUCACUCGGGACUGGAAAUUACAGAGGAUCAUAGUGCAUUAGGUUGCAUGUGGAAUGACAGCCAGUGCUAUGUAGAGUGCACCUUUUUCAAUCUCACCCAAAAUCUAACGGGUCUAUACUACAUGAGUCCGGUAGAAACCAUUUUAAUCACUAAUCAAAGCCAAAAGCUGAGCUUUGUAUUCAAUAUGAGCCAGCAAGAGGUAACAUGUAAUGUUACGAAGUGUUUAAAGGAUGCGAUCGAAGAUUUAAUAAAUUACUCAUCCAACUCGAAUGACCUGAAAGAUUUAAAAAGACCAACAGAAAUAAAAAAAGCAUGCUCUGAGUUGUUUAAUUCUGACAAGAGCAUUAAAAAAGUUUUUAUCAGGGCAGAGAAAAAAUACAUUGACAAUCUUAUCAACUUAACGUUCAAUGGAACAUCCAAAAACUAUGACCUAGAGGAAUUUAGCUUGCUUGCAGUUCAGAUGGAUUUGAUGACACCCAAAGAUCUCGGGCUUGUACAGAUCUCUGCUCCGAAGGUGCCUGGUGAUAAUCUGUAUUUGGAUGUAUUCCUCCCUCAUGAGCCUUUCGUGAACGUCUCAGUCGGCAUAGUGGUGUAUUCCUCCGCUCAAAUAUUUACAAGUGACGCAGCCACUGUAUUGAAGUCCAAUGUCAUUCGCAUUGAAACUGUUGGACAGGACAUCAAGCACUUGUCUGAACGGCUUGUUAUCAGUUUUUCAAUGAACAGCAUGAAAGUAAUACCUGUAAGUGAUUGCCUGUAUGCAUUUUCAGAUUUGUUUUGUCCAUGCAUAUGAAUUUAACAUGCGAAUAAUCAAGUGAUUCACAUAUGAAAUAGAC
Clarias gariepinus (North African catfish) is the source of this 1016-nucleotide messenger RNA. RefSeq lists its product as uncharacterized. NCBI's taxonomy places the organism in Eukaryota, Metazoa, Chordata, Actinopteri, Siluriformes, Clariidae. Bases 83 to 973 code for a protein of 296 amino acids. The transcript has 7 exons. The record is from RefSeq and is a predicted model, not a curated record.